CGCCGGCCGCCCCUCGCCGCGCGGCUGGUCAAGCGCUCCUCUUCGCUGUCGGGUUUACAGGCUCGGCCUUCGGGUCCGCUGCCAUCUGGCAGUAUGAGUCACUCAAGUCGCGGGUCCAGACCUACUUCGAGGAAGCUCGAGCGGACUGGAUGGAUAAAAUGCGGCCGCAGAAGAGAGGUGACUUCAGAAAGCAGGUUAACAGCUGGUGGAAUAGCCUGACUGAGGGUCAGCGGACUGUGACAGGUAUUAUAGCUGCAAAUGCCUUUGUAUUCUGUUUGUGGAGGCUGCCCGGCAUGCGACGGAUUAUGUUUACAUAUUUCACCUCAAAUCCAUCCUCCAAAGCCCUGUGUUCUCCCAUGCUGCUCUCUACGUUUAGUCACUUCUCUCUGUUCCACAUGGCAGCAAAUAUGUAUGUUUUAUGGAGUUUUUCCAGCAGCAUUGUCUCUCUUCUGGGAUGCGAGCAGUUCAUUGCAGUAUAUCUUUCUGCUGGGGUUAUCUCCACUUUUGUCAGUUAUGUUGCUAAAAUGGCCACUGGAAGGUUUGAACCAUCCCUUGGAGCUUCAGGAGCUAUAAUGACUGUCCUUGCAGCCGUAUGUACAAAGAUGCCCGAAGCAAAACUGGCCAUCAUACUUCUUCCAAUGUUCACAUUUACAGCAGGAAGCGCUUUAAAAGCCAUAAUUGCAUUUGACACUGCAGGACUUGCUUUAGGCUGGAGACUUUUUGACCAUGCUGCACACCUUGGGGGAGCUCUCUUUGGAAUGUGGUACGUGACUUAUGGCCAUGAGCUCAUAUGGAAGAACAGAGAACCACUGGUGAAAGCUUGGCAUGAAUUGAGGACAAAGAACGCAGGAAAGGGAGGAGGUGGAAGAUCUAGCUGAUUCUAAUACUAGAGGUUCCUUGUGCCCAAGUGGUAUAUUACUUGAAGAUGUGGGACUGAAUUGGUUUUGAAGGGCUUUUUUGCUACUCCACAUUAAGCCUCUGAGGAGCUGAAGUUUCUAAUGUAACAAAAUUAUGUUACAAAAACGCAUAUCCGUAGAAAAUGAACUCUGACGAAGGUGGAACAAUAAAGGUUUUUAUCCUAUUGCUUUCUGA
Messenger RNA from Manacus vitellinus (golden-collared manakin), 1092 nucleotides. It is a transcript of the gene PARL, whose product is annotated as presenilin associated rhomboid like. Gene Ontology annotation, cellular component: membrane. Gene Ontology annotation, molecular function: serine-type endopeptidase activity. The record is from RefSeq and is a predicted model, not a curated record. The coding region runs from base 150 to 878 and encodes 242 amino acids. The transcript is spliced from 9 exons. Lineage: Eukaryota; Metazoa; Chordata; Aves; Passeriformes; Pipridae.